UGUUGAUCGGGUUGGAUCGAUCAAUCCCCGCCCGUGAGGCCGUGCUCCUCCCAUCCGAUGUGGAUUUGCGCCCGCGUGCUGCGCUGCCGCCUUCCGCUUCUCCACCAUUCGCCUGCUUAUUCCCGUCUCCUGCUGCCGGACCGUUUCCCCCGUCGAAGUCUCUUUAGCAUGGCUGAUCGCAACUCAGUUGCUGCCUCUUCUUCCAAACCGUUCUCCGCCGCGGCUUCUUUCUCGCAUCCCUCCAAGAAAUGUGGGAGAGGAAGGGGAAGAGGCGCCGGAGGGAGGGGGAACGGAGCUGUUGCUGACAGUGAUCGCAUCGAUGCUCUUGGUCGUCUCUUGACACGGAUUUUACGCCAUAUGGCUUCUGAGCUAAGUCUGGAUAUACGAAGUGAUGGGUAUGUUAGAGUUGCUGACCUAUUAAAGUUGAAUUUAUCAACAUUUGCGAAAGUUCCAUUGAGGUCUCAUUCAGUUGAUGAAAUUAGGGAGGCUGUCAAGAGGGAUAAUAAACAACGGUUCAGCCUUUUGGAGGAAGAUGGGGAGCUCUUAAUUCGUGCAAACCAAGGACACUCUAUUGGGACUAUCAGCUCAGAAAGUCUACUAAAGCUAAUCCUGUCAGCCGAUCGAGUUCCAGUUUGUGUUCAUGGAACUUACAGAAGAAACCUGGAGUCAAUUUUACAAUCUGGUCUUAAGCGAAUGACACGGCUACAUGUACACUUUUCAAGUGGUUUGCCUUCAGAUGGAGAAGUAAUUAGUGGAAUGCGACGGGAUGUCAAUGUCUUGAUCCAUUUGGAUGUUAAAAAGGCAUUACAAGAGGGAAUGAAACUCUACAUUUCUGAUAACAAAGUGAUCUUGACCGAAGGCUUUGAUGGUGUUGUACCAGCCAAAUACUUUGAAAAGAUAGAAACGUGGCCUGGGAGACAAAUAAUUCCAUUUCAACUAUAGCUUUAGGUUGACCUGCAGCUUUUAUCGAUUGAUAACAAUCAUCAACGGGAUCCAAUUCUUCAGUUGCCGACUCAAAUGCUGUCCUCAAUUCUCUCAAUAAUUCUUGUCAUGUGAUCACUAGCAAAGCAUCUAACACUUGAGAUUGCUGAUUUAUGGAAUCGAACAAUUAUUCCAAUGUAAUUAAAUUGAUGGGGAAUGAAAUAGGAAAUUUAUUCCCGACUUUGGUUCAUAAAAUUAAAUCAUUUUCUUUCCUA
Messenger RNA from Zingiber officinale, 1196 nucleotides. RefSeq names its product tRNA 2'-phosphotransferase 1-like. Gene Ontology annotation, biological process: tRNA splicing, via endonucleolytic cleavage and ligation. Gene Ontology annotation, molecular function: tRNA 2'-phosphotransferase activity. The record is from RefSeq and is a predicted model, not a curated record. Lineage: Eukaryota; Viridiplantae; Streptophyta; Magnoliopsida; Zingiberales; Zingiberaceae. The transcript has 9 exons. The coding region runs from base 58 to 942 and encodes 294 amino acids.